UUCCGUUCCGGCCGCAGAGGGAGGCAGCGAUGGAAGCGGCUCCGGGAGGGGACAGCGGCGCCAGCUGCAGGUUGGAGUUUGCCGUCCAGAUGACUUGCCAGAAUUGUGUGGAGGCCAUCCAGAAGUCUCUACAAGCAGUACCAGGCCUCCAGUUGCUUGAUAUCCAGCUGGAUUCACAGAGUGUGCUGGUGGAGACCAGCCUCACCACGGAGAAGGUCCAGAACCUUUUGGAAAGCACAGGUCGCAUGGCUGUGCUGAAAGGGAUGGGCGGUGCUGUGCCAGGGCCUUUCGGCAGUGCCGCUGUGGCCAUGGUGUCUGGCCUUGGAUUGGUGCAGGGCGUGGUGAGGUUCUUGCAGGUCUCGCCAGAGAAAUGCCUCAUAGAUGGCACCGUCGAUGGCCUGGAACCAGGGCCUCACGGCCUGCAUGUUCAUGAGUUUGGGGACGUCACCAGCGCCUGUGACAGCUGUGGAGACCACUUCAACCCCGACAGGGAACACCACGGAGGCCCACAGGACGAGCACAGGCAUGCCGGGGAUCUUGGAAAUAUUCUGGCCGCUGAUGACGGAAGAGCUGCUUUCCGGAUGGAAGACAACAAGCUGAAGGUCCACGAUAUCAUUGGACGCUCCUUGGUGAUAGAUGAAGGGGAGGACGACUUGGGCCGCGGAAGCCACCCCCUCUCCAAAGUCACUGGAAACUCAGGCGACAGAGUGGCUUGCGGCAUCAUUGCCCGUUCUGCUGGCCUUUUCCAGAACCCCAAGAAAAUAUGUACCUGUGAUGGAGUGACAUUGUGGGAAGAACGGGAGCGCCCUAUGGCCGGGCCGGGCCAGAGGGCCGCCAACCUGCCAACCCCUCAUCUCUAAGAUUUCCAGUUCUGCUGGUGUUCUUCUUGGGCUCGGAGUUUCCGAGAACUCUCCCCGUGGGGAGUCGGAAUAAUACCCCACCGUGCCUGGAGACUGUAAGAACGACCCCCUGAAAUUGCACAGAGAGGGGAAGUGGGAGGGAAGGAGAGAACACAGCAGCCAUGCGGACUUUGCUCCGUCUAGAAACAUUCCAAAAAGAAAGAACAGGUGUUUUCCCUUUGGGUGGCGGUAAAACACAGCACUAUUUUGCUAACGCACAAUUGUUUCGGCAGUGCUCUGCGAAUGCUUUUCUUUGUCGCUUGUACACCUUUCUUAUUGCUUGUCCUCCACACGCCCUUUGCAUACAGCUUAGUGGCAAUGCAGGGAUAGAAGCUUAACCCAUUUGAACAGGUCUGCGUAUCGUGCGGCGGCUCUCAAAGGCACAGGAGCCUUGCCGUGGAGGGAAAGGAAGAAACCUUCUCUUCCAUAUCAGGGCGCUCAUCCUUGCUAGGGCUGUGUCUGCCGUUAUCAAUUCAAUUUCUCAUCUGAAUUAAGAAAGAAGGGAAAGAAUCCAUCUUCUGUGGAUGGCGAAACUACUGUUUUAUUAAGAAUUGUUGUCCUUACAAUGCCUUUGGGGGCCAUACAUAAAUAAAUAGCAGUGCUAUCUUUUAAGUAUUUGUCAAGGUGUACAGAAAAGUGCCUUUAGCUCCUGACAAACUUGCUUUGAUUCUGAGGAUCUUUGCCUUAGGCCUUCGCUAGACCGAAGGAUUAUCCCAGGCAAAUGGAGGGGUCGUCCCUGCCUGCUCCCGGGAUCCCCUGUGUGUCAUUUGGAUGCACAGGGACAAUCCCGGGAUACAGAGCUGGUGUAGACGUGGCCUGAGUCUUUCCUUUGUGGUCAAGUUGUCUUGUGAGUCUAGGAGAUGUCAUUCCAACCAUUGACAAGAGCCUCUCCCUAUGACUCAAUACAAGUCGUAUAGACAAGCUAACUAGUUUUUUUUUUAUGAAUACAGAUAAGUCAGAGAGCGACUGGGGCUGCUUUUCCCCUUUAAAAGCAGUGCUUCGGGAGAGAAUUGUACGAGCAGCAGUAACAAUCAGAAUGUGGUCAGAGUUCUAAAAUGGGUGUGGCCGCACAGUCACCCUGCAAAGCUGCAAUCUGCUGAUAGCAUUGGCUGGACAUUAAGCUCAAUCAAGAAUAAAAUGUUUAACAAAAA
Elgaria multicarinata webbii is the source of this 2050-nucleotide messenger RNA. It is a transcript of the gene CCS, whose product is annotated as copper chaperone for superoxide dismutase. The transcript has 8 exons. The record is from RefSeq and is a predicted model, not a curated record. Gene Ontology annotation, biological process: superoxide metabolic process. Gene Ontology annotation, molecular function: superoxide dismutase copper chaperone activity; copper ion binding. The coding region runs from base 30 to 860 and encodes 276 amino acids. Lineage: Eukaryota; Metazoa; Chordata; Lepidosauria; Squamata; Anguidae.